CUCAGUUUGGAGUCUUUACUAUUCAUUGAAUGCAUACAUCAACCUCUGAGGAAAGAAUUCCUGUAAACACAUCUAUUUUGCUUUAAGUGUUUAAAAAUGUCUGAUAAGAAAAUAAUUAUGAACAGAGCCCAUUAUAUUGAGAAGCUACUCUCUGAAAACAGUUUCCAAGAUAUUGGAAAUCACCUUACAGAACUUGAAGCUGUUGAUAUGACUAUAGAAUAUCUUCAGGAGACUGAUGUUGCCAAAGCUGUGUACAGAGUCCUCCAGAACUGUCCUGCAAUAACAUUGAAAAAGAAAGCAAAGCAUUUAUUAUCAAAGUGGAAGAUACUUUACAAGAAUAACUAUCUUUCAUCGAUACAAGGUAAAAAGUCAGUUUCUGAGAGUGUGAAAGAGCACAAUGAAUAUUUCAGUGUGAGUCCACAAGAACAAACUGAGUUUUCUGAAGAACUGAAUCAGCAUGAAAUGUUAGAUGCUGCUGGCUCUAACAGUUUGCUAACAUCACAAAACGUUCCAAAAGAUGAAGUGUAUAAUGAGCCAAAAAGCAGUGUGAAUCAACUGGGUCUUUUAGAAGAACAGCGCACUGAUAAUGAAGACACUAAACCUGCUGGCAGUGAAAUAAGCCCACAGCAAGAACAUGUGAAGGCCAUGAGGUUGAAAUGCACAGAACUUAUUUAUAAAGCCUUGACUGAUUCUGCCACAAGCAAAGAGGAAGCCAAUAAGCGGCAAGAAUUAUCCAAAGAAAUUGAAGAGCGUAUUUUUGCUCUUCAUGCUAGAAAUGACAAAAAGUACAAAAAUUGUAUCAGAAGCAAAGUCUCUAACUUGAAGAAUCCUAAAAAUUUCCACUUAAAACAUAACCUAUUUUCAGGGACUGUGAGUCCAAAGACUUUUGCUGAGAUGACAGUGAUGGAAAUGGCCAAUGAUGAACUGAAACAACUCAGGGCUUUGUACACAGAAUCAUCUGUUCAGGAACAUCAGCUUCCCCAAGUUAUUGAUGGCACACAGACCGACAAAAUAAAAUGUAGGCGCUGUGAAAAAUUUGAUUGCACUGUCACUAUGAUUGCCAGGGGAACUCUCUUCCUUCCUAGUUGGGUGCGAAAUGCAAAUCCAGAUGAACAAAUGAUGACUUACGUUAUUUGUAACGAAUGUGGAGAGCAGUGGUACCACAGCAGAUGGGUUUGUUUGUGA
Terrapene triunguis (Three-toed box turtle) is the source of this 1185-nucleotide messenger RNA. RefSeq names its product transcription elongation factor A N-terminal and central domain-containing protein-like. Bases 97 to 1185 code for a protein of 362 amino acids. Gene Ontology annotation, biological process: DNA-templated transcription. The record is from RefSeq and is a predicted model, not a curated record. The transcript is spliced from 2 exons. NCBI's taxonomy places the organism in Eukaryota, Metazoa, Chordata, Testudines, Emydidae. Gene Ontology annotation, cellular component: nucleus.